UAAAAAAGUAUUAACGAAGGUGAACAAUAUCACCAACAUUCACUUUAACGGGGCGGUGCAGACCGUGCACCUCGCCCCUGUUGCGCCUGUGGCACCGCCGGCCGAGACCGCCACCGCCGCGCGCCAUCCGCCGACGACGCGAAAGGCGCCCAAACGUCGAUGUUAUAGGUGCAACCGUACCGGCCACGCCAUCCGGCAAUGCCUCGCCCCCAGAACAACAAGGAGGAAUCCGUGGACACCAGCCGUAGGACGUGGGGGUUCGUCGUCGACGUCCAUGACGGUGAGGCCGCCGCGGAGUCGGCGUGCAAAGUCGAGGACAGGCACACCGACUCCCGAACUCCAGCCACUCGGAACGUCGACGCCGAUGGGAUCACCCCCCACGUUCUAUGAAUCGAUGACGACGGCUGGUGGUUCGUGUCUGUCGGCAAUAACCGCGUUGGAAGACCUCUUAAUAUUAAGCCAGUAAGUUGUCAAUUGGUUAAUGUUUUUAUAAUGGUAUUAUGCUAACAAUAUUUUUUACUUUAAUAUUUUUCAGAUC
Molecule: messenger RNA, 538 nt
Organism: Acyrthosiphon pisum (pea aphid)
Lineage: Eukaryota; Metazoa; Arthropoda; Insecta; Hemiptera; Aphididae
Exons: 4
Coding region: 199-390 (63 amino acids)
Molecular function (GO): zinc ion binding; nucleic acid binding
Source: RefSeq, a predicted model, not a curated record